UUGUUUUUUUUUUUCAGUUGCAACUAUGGCUGGACUGGAGAAAAAUGUGACAUCGAAGACCCGUGCUAUAGGCAUUCCUGUUCACCUGGAAGCUUAUGUGUGGCGAUUCCCAUUGAGCAGCGUGAAGAGUAUUCUCUUGGAUACACAUCAGCAGUACAGUGUAUCCAGGCCGAUUUCGGCCUAUGCGUAAAUCAUCAAUGCAAGCACGAUGCCCAGUGUUAUCCUUGCGAUGAAUCUGACGAAAAAAAUUUGCAGCUCUGUACUGAGGAAGAAAAGCAAACCGGAUUUAGGUGCCUUUGUCCGCCAGGAUUAUUGCCUCCGUUCUGUGAAAAAGAAGCGGAUGCAUGUCAUAAACAUCAGUGUCAAAACGGAGCAACAUGUGCGGUAGAUCCGGAAAACGAAUUCAAUUACUUGUUAGAUGAAUCUUUAUUACUGGCUACAUAUCCGGAAAAUUUUUGA
Messenger RNA from Gongylonema pulchrum, 459 nucleotides. The record is from the annotation of a GenBank genome assembly. Lineage: Eukaryota; Metazoa; Nematoda; Chromadorea; Rhabditida; Gongylonematidae.